AUGUCCAGUCCUGUACAGAGACCACCUGUAGCCGUGGAUGUCAUAGAAUCAGAAGAGCUUGUCCAGUCUAUCAGCCCAGUACUGCUGACACUGGAUUACAAUCAUCUUCGCGUCAAAUUUCUCGUCGCCGGAGGUUCCUUUGCAUUCUUCUCAUUGAUCUUCACAGCCACGCUUUUUCUGUGUGGUUUGUUCCCUGUGUUCCGAAAUCUUGGUUUGAAGUUUCAAGUAUUUCUGAGUUUGUCAGUCGUACGUGGAAUAUACGGUGUCUUCGCUAGUAUCGUUGGCUUGUAUGGCAUAUUUUACACAACAAACCUGGACAGAGAUGUUACAUUCUCUAAAAUGUUGAUUAUUCAUCACGCAAUCGGAGUAUUCUCAUACACUAUUUCCGUCGGUUUGUCUGCUAAUUUCAGCAUUGGGUGUAAAGUGUUGAUUUUAGAAAUGAGCACCCCAUUCUCAUGCCUCAGUUAUCUUCUGCUCAAAGUAGGUAUGGAACGUUCUGUUUGGUGGCGACUGAAUCAAAUGUUCCUCGUUCACACGUUCCAUCUCCGCAGUGUAGUCGAGUGCUAUCUAUGGUACUUCACGCUCAAGCACUGGCAGUACAUCUGGAACUUUCUACCCACAAGUCUGUUGAUCCUCACAUACACCGGGCUAGUCCUGGUCACCUUCGUCAUGACGCCAUACUGGGGUUACAAGAAAACACAGCAGCUCUUCAACCCUGUUGAUUGGAACUUUGAAGAUUCGAACAAGCAUGGCUCACGACAGAGCACUGUCGUUGUUAAUGGUGCUGUAAAGAAUAUUAGCGUUGCUAAUGGUGUUGCGAAUAAUGCUGGCGUUGCCAAUGGUGUGACGAAAAAGACAAUAUAG
Messenger RNA from Candidula unifasciata, 864 nucleotides. Lineage: Eukaryota; Metazoa; Mollusca; Gastropoda; Stylommatophora; Geomitridae. The record is from the annotation of a GenBank genome assembly.